AUGGUUCUACAUCGCACUACAAUCCAGCGAAGGGAGCACUUGACGAACUACUGCAAAGAAGUGAACCCGGCAUCAACGUGGAAAUCUACGACCAGGCACGCCAUCGCAAGAUGGAAGCCCCAGAUCAAGCUCGGACAAUUCACGUACGAAUCUGCCCGGUUUGCGCUGGAGUUUCGAGGGGCCGGUCACCAGGAUGAUCGAGGGGCCGAUCACCAGGAUGAUCGAGGGCCCGGUCGACAGGACGAUCACAGGGAUGAUCGAGGGGCCGAUCACCAGGAUGAUCGAGGGCCCGGUCGACAGGACGAUCACAGGGAUGAUCGAGGGCCCGGUCGACAGGACGAUCACAAGGAUGAUCGAGGGCCCGGUCGACAGGACGAUCACAGGGAUGAUCGAGGGGCCGAUCAACAGGAUGAUCACAGGGACGAUCCAGGGACCGGUCACGGAGCUGGUCUAUGGCCCGAUCCGAGAAACGGCGGCCCAGAUCCUGUGGGCGUGGCUGCCAGCGGCGUGGUUCGCACAGAUGUUUCCUCGCGUCGCAAAGGUGCCAAGAUCUGGAGAGCCCGCCCCCACCGGCAACGAUGCUCAUCGAUCCAAGCCCAAGCUCCCGCUGCCGGAGCUUGGCAAGGGAAAGGAGGUGCCGUCCCGGACGAGCCAAGCCUUCAUGAGGGUUCCGUGUUCCAGGAUGUGCACCGCUCGUGCCGCCGAGUCCUCUCACUCUCCUUGACGAUGGCCUCUGUCCUUUCUUUCCUCUCUCACGGACGGAUCGACCCUCGUUCUUAGUUUCUCUCCCUCUCGGAUCGCAUUCUUGUUUUGCUCGAGAAUCCGAGAUUCUUGUAUCUACUCUGCUCCGAUCGAUGAAACGAUCGUUGAAACGAAUUUACUUGCUUUGC
Messenger RNA from Selaginella moellendorffii, 890 nucleotides. RefSeq names its product eukaryotic translation initiation factor 3 subunit A-like. NCBI's taxonomy places the organism in Eukaryota, Viridiplantae, Streptophyta, Lycopodiopsida, Selaginellales, Selaginellaceae. Bases 1 to 780 code for a protein of 259 amino acids. The transcript has 3 exons. The record is from RefSeq and is a predicted model, not a curated record.